Molecule: messenger RNA, 3559 nt
Organism: Oryctolagus cuniculus (rabbit)
Lineage: Eukaryota; Metazoa; Chordata; Mammalia; Lagomorpha; Leporidae
Gene: SFMBT1
Product: Scm like with four mbt domains 1
Biological process (GO): negative regulation of DNA-templated transcription
Cellular component (GO): nucleus
Molecular function (GO): transcription corepressor activity; sequence-specific DNA binding; histone binding
Source: RefSeq, a predicted model, not a curated record
GGGCGCCAAGUUCCCCGCCCGCCGAGCCCCGCGGACCCGCCCCCCGGGCUCGCUCCGGGCGGGGCGCGAACCCGCAGCCGGGGCGGUCGAAACUUCGGGGGGCCCCGGGGCCGCAACCGGUGGCUUCGCGCCGCGGGCACAAGUGAGCGGGGCCUCUCCGGGCAGUGCCGCGGGGGCCCGCGCGCUCCGGGUCGGGCCGCCCUGGUCGGCGGAGGUCUGCGGCCGUGUCGCUUCCCGUCCGGAGGUCCGGUGCGGACGCCGAAAACGGUGGCUGCGGAGCGGCGAGCCGGCCGCCCGGGGGGCGAGGCCUGCUGCUCGGAGCGGAGCAGCAACGCCCCGAGAGGACGGACAUAAAUUCCCGCGGAAGAUCAUUUGCACUUGGAUCCUUGGCUGCCCAUUGAACAGACGCUCAAAUCCUGCAAGUCGUCAUCUUUCAGGUGGUUGCAGAACCGUGAGGCCUUUGCGUGGUACAGGGAGGAGACAGCCGGUGUGCUGAGGAGAUGAACGGGGAGCAGCAGCUUGAUGCAGAUGGUGGAUCUGGUAUGGAAGAAGUGGAGUUAAGCUGGGAAGAUUACCUAGAAGAGACUGGGUCCACAGCUGUUCCCUAUGGCUCCUUUAAACAUGUGGACACACGCUUGCAGAACGGCUUUGCCCCGGGGAUGAAGCUGGAGGUGGCUGUGCGGACGGAGCCGGAGGCCUACUGGGUGGCCACCGUCAUCACGACCUGUGAGCAGCUGCUGCUGCUGCGCUACGACGGCUAUGGCGAGGACCGGCGCGCCGACUUCUGGUGCGACAUCAGGAAGGCUGGCCUCUACCCCAUCGGCUGGUGUGAGCAGAACAAGAAGACCCUGGAAGCCCCGGAAGGCAUCAGGGACAAAGUGUCGGACUGGGCCGAGUUCCUGCGGCAGACCCUGGUGGGGGCGCGCAGCCCUCCUGCACCUCUGCUGGACGGCCUCCGUAAUGGCAGGAACCCGCUAGAUCUCAUUGCCCCCGGGUCCCGGCUGGAGUGCCAGGCUUUCCGCGACUCUCUCAGCACCUGGAUCGUGACUGUGGCGGAGAACAUUGGGGGCAGGCUGAGGCUGCGCUACGAGGGGCUGGAGGGUUCUGGCGAUUUUGAACACUGGCUGUAUUACCUGGACCCCUUCCUUCAUCACGUUGGCUGGGCCGCUCAGCAGGGCUAUGAGCUGCAGCCCCCAUCAGCCAUCAGACAUCUGAAAAAUGAAGAUGAAUGGCGAGAUAUUUUGGCCAAAGUGAAAGAGGAGGAAGAAGAGCCACUGCCAUCAUACCUGUUUAAGGACAAACCAAUUAUUGACGUUCAUACAUUCUCUGUAAAUAUGAAAUUGGAAGCUGUGGACCCUUCGUCUCCUUUUGGGAUCUCUCCUGCGACCGUUGUUAAGGUGUUCGACGACAAGUACUUUCUGGUGGAGAUGGACGACUUGCGGCCAGAGGAGCACGUGCGGCGGUCAUUCGUGUGCCACGUCAACAGUCCCGGCAUCUUCCCUGUGCAGUGGGGUCUGAAGAAUGGGGUCCACAUCAUCCCCCCUCCAGGCUACCCAAGCCAGGACUUUGACUGGGCCGACUACCUCAAACAGUGUGGUGCUGAAGCCGCUCCGCAGAGGUGCUUCCCCCCGACCAUUUCCGACCAUGAGUUUAAGGAAAACAUGAAGCUCGAGGCAGUGAACCCUCUUCUCCCUGAAGAAGUGUGUGUGGCCACCAUCGCUGCCGUGCGAGGCUCCUACCUGUGGCUGCGGCUGGAGGGUUCUAAGAAGCCCGUUCCUGAGUGUAUCGUGAGUGUGGAAUCCAUGGAUAUAUUCCCCCUGGGCUGGUGUGAAACCAACGGCCACCCCCUUAGUGCUCCUCGCCGAGCACGAGUACAUAAGCAGAGGAAAAUUGCAGUGGUUCAACCAGAGAAACAAGUGCCGUCUUCGAGGGCUGUCCAUGAGGGCCUGAAGAAUCAGGAGCUGAACUCUGCAGACUCAGUUAUGUUCAAUGGGAAAUACUGCUGUCCAAAGAUAUACUUCAACCACCGUUGCUUCUCAGGGCCGUACCUUAACAAAGGGAGAAUUGCUGAGCUGCCUCAAUGUGUAGGUCCUGGCAACUGUGUUCUGGUCCUCAGAGAGGUCCUCACCUUGCUCAUCAACGCGGCCUACAAACCCAGCCGUGUCUUGCGGGAGCUCCAGCUGGACAGAGACUCCGUGUGGCACGGAUGUGGGGAAGUCCUGAAGGCCAAAUACAAAGGAAAGAGCUAUCGUGCUACUGUGGAGAUAGUGAAGACAGCAGACCGGGUGACUGAGUUCUGCCGGCAAACCUGUAUCAAACUGGAGUGCUGUCCCAACCUCUUCGGCCCACGGAUGGUUCUAGAUAAGUGUUCUGAAAACUGCUCUGUGCUCACAAAGACCAAAUACACACACUAUUAUGGAAAGAAGAAAAAUAAAAGAAUUGGAAGGCCACCCGGUGGGCAUAGUAACUUAGCUUGUGCCCUGAAAAAAGCCAGUAAGAGAAGAAAGAGGCGGAAAAAUGUGUUUGCUCACAAGAAGAAACGCUGCUCUGCAUCUGUCGAUAACACACCCGCGGGCUCUCCCCAGGGCAGUGGGGGUGAAGACGAGGACGACCCGGAUGACGGGGACGACGACUCCCUGAGCGAAGGCAGUACUUCCGAACAGCAGGACGAGCUCCAGGAGGAGUCGGAAACAUCAGAGAAAAAGUCCUGCUCCUCGUCCCCCACCCAGAGCGAGGUGUCCGCAUCUCUGCCUCCCGACAGGCAGGCGAGAAGGAGGGCGCCACGCUCUGCCUCGUUUUCUGACGACGAGAACAAGCCUCCCUCGCCAAAGGAGAUGCGGAUGGAAGUCGCUGAGAGGCUGCACCUGGACAGCAACCCCCUGCAGUGGAGUGUGGCAGAUGUGGUGCGGUUCAUCAGGUCCACCGACUGUGCACCACUAGCAAGGAUCUUCCUGGACCAGGAAAUUGAUGGGCAGGCCCUGCUGCUCCUUACUCUUCCCACUGUUCAGGAGUGCAUGGACUUAAAGCUGGGCCCCGCCAUCAAGCUUUGCCAUCACAUAGAGAGGAUCAAGUUUGCUUUUUAUGAGCAGUUUGCCAACUGAGCGGGACAACCAAAGCGAGCUGGAUCUGUGAAGCACAAACGCAGCGCGGGCCGGGCCCUGGGCCUGCGCUCUCUGCACUUUCGGGGAAGGAGGACCACACCGAGGAAGCAAGACUGUGCCCAGAGCUCCUGCAGUGGGAGUGUGGACGUCUCCUGCUCAGCAGAUUGAGCUCUUAACGACGCAGGCCGUGAGGGAAGACUUGUGUAUGAAGAACGAGACGUCCGCGGUGCAGCCUGGGCCCUCGGCCCCGCGGCUGCCGGAGCUCCCUUUGGUGGUUUUCUUUUUCAUUCUGUUCCUUCCCGUCGUAGUCCAGACUUGUUCUCUGCUUUCUCUCUCGGAAAGAGAGGACGUAGCUUUAAGUCAGCACUGACUUGGGACUGUGCCCCAGGCACGUCAGUGCUUCCUUGUCAUUGUGGUUUUAAGCUUUUUUAAAUUAAAACUGUUCAUUUUGGGGAUGA